Molecule: messenger RNA, 4499 nt
Organism: Morus notabilis
Lineage: Eukaryota; Viridiplantae; Streptophyta; Magnoliopsida; Rosales; Moraceae
Product: trafficking protein particle complex subunit 11
Exons: 9
Coding region: 187-3729 (1180 amino acids)
Source: RefSeq, a predicted model, not a curated record
UUUAAUACGAUACAAAUUGAUUUAAAUGGCAUAGUUCAGAGGUCAUUUUUUAAAGUAAUCCUUGCAAAAACUUGUAAUUCCCCUUGCUCACCCCAAAAUCCUCGUAACAUGUUUCUUCAAUUAUUAGAUUAGUCGAAGAAGAAGAAGAAGACUACGAGAAUUCACAGAGAAAUCGGUUAUCGAGCAAUGGAGGAAUACCCAGAGGAGAUGAGGAGCCCGCCGGUGAGCUUGGUGGCGGUGGCGGGAUGCCCGGAGCUUCACCAGACGGUGUCGACGCACCUCCACUCUCUGCAGCCUCCGAUCAACUCCCUGGCCUUGCCCGACCUCUCCAAGAUCUCUCUUCUCAUUGCUUCCAAGCCCAAGGACGACCAGAUUCCACGCCCAAACCCAGACGGCAUUCUCAAGCGAGAUUGGCUUCUCAAGCACCGCACCAAGAUCCCCUCCGUCGUCGCCGCCUUCUUCUCCUCCGAUUGCGUCUCCGGCGAUCCUGCCCAGUGGCUCCAGCUCUGCUCCGAUCUCGACAAUCUCAAAGCGGUGAUUCGUGCGAGGAAUAUCAGAUUGGUGCUUGUGGUUGUGCAUUCUCAUUCAAAGGAUGACAUCACUGAAGAUCGAAUGCUUGCUCUACGGAAGCGUGCUGAGAUGGAUUCUAAGUACUUUGUUACCUUUGCCCAAAAUGAUGAGUCUGAACUGAAACAAUCUCUUCACAGGUUGAGCAGCAUAUUUGCAGAACUUGCAAACACGUAUUAUAGAGAUGAAGGGAGAAGGAUUAAGACACGGAUUGAGAAGAAAAUUUAUAGUUCAGUUGAGUUGAACGUUCGUUAUUGCUUCAAGGUUGCCGUCUAUGCAGAGUUUCGAAGAGAUUGGGCUGAAGCUAUAAGAUUCUAUGAGGAUGCCUACCACACACUUCGUGAGAUGAUUGGGACAUCAACUAGGUUACCUGCAAUCCAACGGUUAGUUGAGAUAAAAACUAUUGCGGAACAACUGCACUUCAAGAUAUCAACAUUGUUGUUGCAUGGUGGAAAGAUUGCUGAAGUGGUUAUGUGGUUCCGUCGGCACAAUGCUUCAUACACAAGGCUCGUAGGAGCACCAGAAGCUGUUUUUCUUCACUGGGAGUGGAUGAGCAGACAGUUUUUGGUCUUUGCCGAAUUACUGGAGACAAGUUCGGCAACCAUUCAGAAUAUUUCAUUUCUUGUUGGUAGUGCGGAGCGAUCUUUGACCGAGUGGGAAUUCCGUCCAGCUAAUUACUAUCAAUUAGCUGCUCAAUACUUAAAGGAGAAGAGGACUUCUUUGGAAGUUGCAGUUUCAAUAUCUGAAACUCUUAAUGCCACUGAUAGUAGUGCUGAAUCCGUGGUCCCUUCAACAUAUGUUGGUCAGUUUGCUCGAUUGAUUGAGCAAGGAAAUGAAUUUGUCAUGCAACCCCUGACUGAUGAAGAGUAUAUCCAUUAUGCAAUUUCUGACGGGAAAAGGUUUCAAGAUUCCUUUGAAAUUAUCGCUUUGCUUAAGAAAUCUUAUGAUUAUUUCAGUAAUCUCAAAGUCCAUAGAAUUGGCGCAUUUUGUGGUUUCCAAAUGGCAAGAGAAUACUACGGUGUGGGUGAUUUUAGCAAUGCAAAACAGCUUUUUGAUGGCAUUGCUAGUCUAUACAGACGAGAGGGAUGGGUCACUCCAUUGUGGGAGGUCUUGGGUUAUUUACGAGAGUGCUCGAGGAAACAAAGUAUGAUGAAAGAAUUUGUAGAGUAUUCCCUUGAGAUGGCUGCACUGCCUAUCUCAUCUGAUACUGGUGUCCAGUCUUCCAGAAAAGAAUGUGGCCCGGCUGGACCUGCUAGUCUUCUACAAAAGGAAAUAAUACACAAUGAAGUUUUUGGGUUCAUUGGUGGAGAGUUGGGGCUGACAGAAACCGAAAACAAAACUGACCUCAAAGUAACUGGAGAUAAUCCACUUCAUCUUGAGAUUGAUCUUGUCAGUCCCCUUAGACUGGUUCUUCUUGCCUCAGUUGCUUUCCAUGAACAGAUAAUCAAGCCUGGUUCGUCCACCUUGAUAACACUAUCACUUCUAUCACAGCUACCCCUUACUUUUGUGAUUGACCAAUUAGAAGUCCAGUUCAAUCAGCCCGCUUGUAACUUUAUUGUUGUGAAUUCUCAACAAGCACCAUCAGGUGCAAGUGGUGUAGACAGUCACCGAGUAGAGACUGCUCCCUCUUUGUCUCUUUCUUCAAAUAGAUGGCUGCGAUUGACAUAUGAUGUCAAACCUGAUCAAAGUGGAAAGCUUGAAUGCAUAUCUGUUAUUGCAAAAAUGGGGCCCCACUUCACAAUUUGUUGCAGAGCCGAAAGUCCUGCUUCAAUGAAUGAUUUGCCUCUUUGGAAGUUUGAAGACCGUGUGGAAACUCAUCCAACCAAGGAUCCUGCUCUGUCAUUCACUGGGCAGAAAGCUAUCCAGGUUGAGGAACCAGAACCCCAAAUUGAUCUUAACUUAGGUGCUUUUGGCCCUGCGUUUGUUGGAGAGAGCUUUCUGGUACCUGUUACUGUGACCAGUAAGGGCCAUGAUGUUCAUUCCGGUGAAUUGAAGAUCAAUCUGGUGGAUGUAAGAGGCGGCGGCUUGUUCAGUCCAAGGGAAUCAGAACAUAUCUCUAUGGAUAAUGCUCAUGUUGAACUUCUUGGCAUAUCUGGACCUGAAGGGGAAGAUGAAUCUGAUCAGGGUGUUGAGAAAAUCAAGAAAAUACAAGAAUCAUUUGGACUUGUUUCUGUUCCGUUUCUGAAAUGCAGUGAUUCAUGGUCUUGCAAACUGGAAAUCAAGUGGCACAGGCCAAAACCGAUUAUGCUCUAUGUAUCCCUGGGUUAUUCACCAGAUGGUGAUGAUUCAACUGCUCAUAAAGUUAACAUUCAUAAGAGCUUACAAAUAGAAGGAAAGACGGCGAUCUUAAUAAGCCACCGUUUUAUGUUGCCAUUCCGUCGUGACCCAUUGUUACUCUCGAGAACCAAGCCAGUCCCUGAGUCUGAUCAGCUGACAACACUGCCUUUGAACGAAACGAGUGUACUCGUUGUUGGUGCAAAAAAUUGUGCUGAUGUACCAUUGCAGUUGAUGUCCAUAUCUGUUGAAGCAGAUGAGGAUGACAUUGGAAUGUCGUGUUCUGUGCAACAUGGCAGCGACCGCUUAGAUCCUGCAAUUGUUGUGCCAGGAGAAGAGUUUAAGAAGGUUUUUAGUAUCACUCCAAAGGUGAAUCUUCCAAAGCUCCGAUUAGGAAAUGUAUGUGUAAGAUGGAGAAGAGAUUCUGGGACUGGAGAGCAACCUGGCUCAACAGAAUCUUCGGUUUUGACUAAACAAAUACUUCCCGAUGUGAAUCUAGAGUUGCCAUCUUUGGUUGUGAGCUUGGAAUGUCCUCCUUAUGGAAUUCUGGGAGAUCCCUUUACGUACUAUAUAAAAGUUCAGAACCAAACUCACUUGCUUCAAGAGCUUAAGUUGUCAUUGGCAGACGCACAAAGUUUUGUUUUGUGUGGGUCGCACAAUGAUACCAUCUAUGUUCUUCCAAAAUCUGAGAACAUCCUCAGUUACAAGCUUGUGCCACUCGCCUCAGGCGCGCAACAGUUGCCCAAAUUUACCGUAACCUCGGUUAGAUACUCGACGGCAUUUCAACCAUCGAAUGCUGUGUCGACUCUUUUUGUGUUUCCUUCUAAGCCUCAUUUCAAGAUGGUGGAUGUGGGAGAGAAACAGACAGAAUCCCUUGCAGCUGAAUAAAUGGAAUUUGAGAAGCAUAGCAAUCACAAAAAGGGGUUUUGAAAUUUUGACAACAGGUUCGGCUAUGACAUGUGCUUGGUUGGAUUUGGUCGUUGCAUGGUGACUGAAUACUCUACCAAGGACCAAGUGAAUCAUUAUUCUUGAAAAACUCCGCUUGAAAAGUGUAUUGCUAUCUGUGAAGAAAUUCAGACCAAUAAAUACUGGUUGCAACUAUGCGGGGAUCGAUUGAUUAAGUGGUGCUGGACAAUUCUUGACUUGGGAACCGAAGAUUCGUCGCGGUGCACGUGCUGCAGCUAAUACUAUAGGAAUGAGGGCAUGGUUGAAAAAGAAGAAAAGAGAACUCUAGUGCUACUAGUAAUUGAUUCUAGUACUAACACACACAGCUGGAAUAGAGAGGAUUCGGUGGGGGUGAUGAAUAACGCUAACAGGAUGUUCAAUGAAAAUUUGUUUUCCUGCUUCUGGGACAAGAGGAGUUUUGCAGUGAUUGUAUUUCAUUUCAUGGUGGUUGGUGUUUGAAACAGUCAACGGGGGAGCUAAACUGCUGAAAUAAUGGUACUUGGUACUUAAUACUGUUAUAUGUUUGGUGUCUGUGUAGUAUUAAAUUAUAUUCUAAUUCCAUCUUCGUAUUUCUAUAAUUGAAAGAUGAAUAUAACCAUUUCAAAAAAAUAAGAAAAUUUUUAUUUCAUAGAUUUUUUUUAUUUAAUUUAAGAAUGCUUCCAGAAUAGUGGAGGAUAGUAAUGCAGCUGCACCACACGUUGUUCACGUUCAUA